Molecule: messenger RNA, 612 nt
Organism: Arabis nemorensis
Lineage: Eukaryota; Viridiplantae; Streptophyta; Magnoliopsida; Brassicales; Brassicaceae
Source: the annotation of a GenBank genome assembly
AUGAUACUUGAGCUGCAAGAUUUGGUUACAUUGUUUAAGAAUGUGUAUUUCACAGGGGAAACUUACAGUGAAGAUGAUGAUUCAGAGGCCGGAGGUGCAGCUGGAAGUGGCGGACCAGGAUUUGGCGGUGGUGGGACAGGUGUGGGAGGCGGAGGAAUAGGCAGUGGUACCGGAUUCGGCGGCGGAGGGACGGGUGUGGGAGGCGGAUCAGGAAUUGGCACUGGUAAUGGAUUUGGCGGCGGAGGGACUGAACACAAGAAACCGCAAAUUUAUAGAGGCUGUGAGGAAGCAUGGAGACUAACGUUAACCGGAGACCUAAAUAUUCCGGUGGCGAAGACGGAGGAGUUCUGCGAGGGACCAUGCUUCUCCGAGACACAUUUGGCUUUGAAUUGCAUUGAAAACAUUCUUCACCACUUCAGAUUCUACAACAGAGCCACCGUUCGAGACAUCCGUGAAACCCUCAAGUCCGGUUGCAGCUACGGACCCGAGCGAGGUCAUUUCAACGUUUUCGAGCAUAUCGAAGAUGAAGAAGAAAAUGGAAGUGAGAGAAUAAAAUCGAGAUCAGGGCCGUUGAUUGGGACUGUUUUGUUCACCGUUGCAUUGCUUCUCUAA